CCGCGACGCUUCCCCGGGGUCCAGGCCGCGCUCGAUCGGCGGCUCCGCCGGCUCCCCCCUCACGUGUCCCGGGCUCCCAGCUGGGGAAGAAGGGAGGGGAAGAGGGGGAAGGGGAGGGGGGGAGAGGAUCGCUCUCGCUCUCCUCCUCACAUGACCCGAGUGUUUGUCCCCGUGAUCAGCGCCUCGGCUCCCGUGUCUCCUCCGCGUCCCCUCUGCCUCCAUCCGGCGUGAGAUUUAAACUCACCCGCCCCCCUUCCUCUCCCUCUUCUCCUUCCCUCCCCCCCGCCCCGGCCUGGUGCUGAGGGGCCUCCCCACCCCUCUCCUUCCCCCCUUCCCCUCCCCCCUCCCCCCUCUCCCCCCAUGGACAUGCUGGAUCCCGGCCUGGACACAGCCACCGCCUCCGCUGCUCCCAGCCACGAGAAAGGACAAGAAGUUGAAGAAGGAGUCGAGCUGCAGGAAGGGGACGUCACGAACGCGGAUGAGCAGACAGCAGUGGCUAUUGCUAGUGUCCAGCAAGCAGCCUUCACAGACCACAAUAUCCAGUACCAGUUCCGCACAGAGAACAAUGGAGGACAGGUGACAUACAGAGUGGUCCAGGUGACGGACAGUCAGCUGGAUGGACAGACGGACGCGACGGGAGCUGUCAGCGUGGUCUCGACAGCAGCCUUCGCCGGGGGCCAGCAGGCUGUCGCUCAGGCUGUGAUCCAGAACCCGUUCAGCAAUGGCGGGAGCCCGGCCGCAGACGCAGUCAGCGGGGAGGCCCGUUUCGCGUAUUUCCCCGCCUCCACGGUGGGGGAUGCCACGGCCGUGUCAGUUCAGACCACGGAUCAGUCGCUGGCACAGGCUGGAGGCCAGUUCUACGUGAUGAUGACGCCCCAAGACGUGUUGCAGACGGGGACGCAACGCACCAUCGCUCCCCGCACCCACCCGUACUCCCCGAAGAUGGAUGGGACGCGGACGCCCCGCGAUGAGAGGCGGCGAGCCCAGCACAACGAAGUGGAGAGGAGGAGGCGGGACAAAAUUAACAACUGGAUUGUCCAGCUAUCAAAAAUCAUUCCAGACUGCAACACUGACAACAGCAAGACAGGCGCGAGCAAAGGGGGCAUCCUGUCGAAGGCCUGCGACUACAUCCGGGAGCUGCGCCAGACCAACCAGCGCAUGCAGGAGACCUUCAAGGAGGCCGAGCGGCUGCAGAUGGACAACGAGCUGCUACGGCAACAGAUCGAGGAGCUGAAGAACGAAAACGCCCUCCUCCGAGCACAGCUGCAGCAGCACGGCAUCGAAACCGUGGGCGACACCCCGGGGCAGUAACUGCUUCUUCAUCACCACCACGUCGUCCUCCUCCUCCUCACCGGAUCUCCGCCCUUCCCCCGCCUCCUUCCAUCCCUUCUGCCCUCUGUCUGGUGCAAAGAGACCUCCCCGUGUUAACGCCGCGCGGCCAAACUCGACUUGGGGGGGGGGGCGCUGGGGUGGCAGCCACACGGCCGGCCCCCGCUUUGCCUGCCCCCUCCUCUGAGCCCCACUGGCUCCCUCCCCAUCUGCCCCCUCCCCCCCACGUAGGAAAUAUUAAGAUUAAAGCAAACAAACUGCGUUUUUUUAUAGUAGGUUUUUAACACAGGAUAGCAGCCCUGCCCCCAGCCCAGCCAUGGGUUCGAAUCCUCCCCCUUCCGGCUUAAAAGUGGUAGCAUCACCGUGGCACCUCCCCGUCCGAUCCUACCGUUCAAGCCGCUGCCCGUGUCUCUCAGGCAGGUAGCUACACGGCUGAAGUUGGCGUUUGGGGGGGGGGUUCUGUGGCGGCCCCCCCGUUUUGGACACUCAGCGGGGUUUAUUUUUCCUCCGCUGGCAGCGAACCUCUGAAAAAAUCCCACCCCUUUGAAAAUGUAGCAACUCAGGGGGCAGGAAUGGGCCCAUCCCAAAUCACUAGCCCAGUUCGGCAACUUCUAGCCAGCUGACGCGGCUCGGGUUCGAUCGAAUCCCCUCGCGUCUCACCAGCCGAGCAAUUCAGUUAAAACCCAUGUGGCCACCGGACCUUCCAAAGGUGGCUAGCGGGUUGGUAGCUCUUAUUUUUUCCCCUGCCUGUCAAAUCGCAGCUACCUUUUCCAAGAGGUCUGAUUUCCAGGGGGGGGGCUUUCGGAAAACCCUCUCACGGCAUCUCCUGUCGGGCAGCCGGAAAAAGAGACACGCAACAUCGCUAGCCAGUUCUCUUCCUAAAACCGUGGCUGUCUCGUGUGUCCACUCGUCCGAUCUGUUCUUCGUCCCCCGUUCUCUUGUAAUUAUGUUUUGAGCAGAGGGAAGUCGGAGUGAAAACCCGAACAGCUUCCCUGGUUUAUUUUAAUUUUUUUUUUUUUGUAAUUAAUCUGUAUUUUAUUUUUUAGUUCCAAAUGCAUUUGUAUAGAGGUACGUCGUCUGUAUCAUAACUUGAGCCCGGAAAGUUUAAUAUUUACCAAGGUCGACUAAAUGCUUGCUUUCUGUGGAGGGUUUUUUGCAUAUAUAUAUACACACCUAUAUAUAAUUUUUUAAAAACAACAACAAUUCAGUGGUCGAUCUCGCAAUAUUUGGGUCAGAAUCCGGAGAUCUCUUCAGUUCCCUUUUCUCGACAUCUUCAAUUUGGCUUUAUUUCUCUUCUCCAAGCACGAUAUUUUUUUUUGGCUUUUUGGUUAUUUUUUUUUUAAAAUAAGCAUGGCUCUAAAAAAAACAAAUACGCAAAAACCAACAAAAAAAAUUGAUAAUAGCGAGCUUUUAGCUUUGGGUUUUUUUAUAUACCGGCAAAAAAAAAAAAAAAAGAGAGAAGCGAGACUUUCAGAGGGAGUUGGAAAUAUUGGGUAUCCUUUUCGUCCUGGUCCCCGCGGAACGUAGGAAUGAGCGAAUCAAGGAAAGGAAAAAAAAAAGGCGAAUCAGAUUUAAGGAAAAGAAAAGGAAAAAGUGGCUUGUGUUGAAUUGCAGAGUUUGAAUGCUGGAAAGUAGCAAAUUAAUUCUGUUUAUAUAUAAAAGAGGAGAAAAACUGCACAGACGUAA
This is a messenger RNA of Mauremys mutica (yellowpond turtle), 3015 nucleotides long. It is a transcript of the gene USF2, whose product is annotated as upstream transcription factor 2, c-fos interacting. The record is from RefSeq and is a predicted model, not a curated record. The transcript is spliced from 10 exons. Gene Ontology annotation, molecular function: protein dimerization activity; RNA polymerase II cis-regulatory region sequence-specific DNA binding; DNA-binding transcription factor activity, RNA polymerase II-specific. Gene Ontology annotation, biological process: regulation of transcription by RNA polymerase II. Lineage: Eukaryota; Metazoa; Chordata; Testudines; Geoemydidae. Bases 361 to 1311 code for a protein of 316 amino acids.